This is a messenger RNA of Telopea speciosissima, 545 nucleotides long. RefSeq lists its product as uncharacterized. The coding region runs from base 37 to 510 and encodes 157 amino acids. NCBI's taxonomy places the organism in Eukaryota, Viridiplantae, Streptophyta, Magnoliopsida, Proteales, Proteaceae. The transcript has a single exon. The record is from RefSeq and is a predicted model, not a curated record.
AGGAACAACACCUUCUGCAAAACACCUAGGUUCUCAAUGGAAGGUCUCCAUAGGACUGUUUCCGAUAUCUCCUUCGAAUUAAGCAUAGAAGCCAUCGAUGCAAAGCUUCCAACGAUCUCUGAAGUAGAGGAUGCUAAGUGUGAGUGUUGUGGUAUGAGCGAGGAGUAUACGCCGGAGUACAUUCAGCGGGUGCGUGACAAGUUCUCCGGCAAGUGGAUAUGUGGGUUGUGCUCGGAAGCUGUGAAGGAAGAGGUGGAGAAGAAUGGUGGGAGAGGAGAAGAAGGUUUGAAUUCUCACAUGAAUGUGUGUGUGAGGUUCAAUAGAAUUGGUAGGAGCUACCCAGCUUUGUUCCAUGCUGAUGCAAUGAGGGAGAUAUUGAAGAAGAGUACUAUAGGGUUGGAAGGGAGAGGAGUUAGGGCUAAUAAGACUAUGAGCCCUAGGGAUAGGGGUAGUGUGAAGAAGGGUGGGAUUGCGAGGAGCUCAAGCUGUAUCCCUGCCAUUACCAGGUAGAUGACUGACCUGAAAACGGUGGCAUGAGUUGAUGG